Carcharodon carcharias (great white shark) is the source of this 1531-nucleotide messenger RNA. RefSeq names its product THO complex 3 (gene thoc3). The record is from RefSeq and is a predicted model, not a curated record. Gene Ontology annotation, biological process: mRNA export from nucleus. Gene Ontology annotation, molecular function: protein binding. Gene Ontology annotation, cellular component: THO complex part of transcription export complex. The coding region runs from base 15 to 986 and encodes 323 amino acids. Lineage: Eukaryota; Metazoa; Chordata; Chondrichthyes; Lamniformes; Lamnidae. The transcript is spliced from 6 exons.
UUCGGAUCGGCAAGAUGGCGGCGGCCGGUUACCUGCUGGAAUCUCAGGAACAUUUCAAAAAUAACGGCCGCACCAAGGAGUUCUCGGCUCACACGGCCAAGGUGCACUCGGUGGCCUGGAGCUGUGAUGGCCGCAGGCUCGCUUCCGGAUCUUUCGACAAGACAGCCAGCGUGUUCGUGCUGGAGAAAGACCGGCUGGUGAAGGAGAAUAACUAUCGUGGUCAUGGUGACAGCGUGGACCAACUCUGUUGGCACCCUACCAAUGCUGAUCUCUUCGUGACUGCCUCUGGUGAUAAAACUGUUCGAAUUUGGGAUGUCCGAACUACAAAAUGUGUUGCUACUGUCAACACUAAAGGUGAGAAUAUUAACAUCUGUUGGAGUCCUGAUGGCCAAACAAUUGCUGUGGGAAACAAAGAUGAUGUAGUGACUUUCAUUGAUGCAAAAUCACACCGAUCAAAAGCUGAAGAACAGUUUAAGUUUGAAGUGAAUGAGAUCUCCUGGAACAAUGAUAAUGAUAUGUUUUUCCUAACCAAUGGCAAUGGCUGCAUCAACUUACUCAGUUAUCCAGAGUUAAAACCCAUUCAGUCAAUCAAUGCACAUCCUUCAAAUUGCAUCUGCAUUAAGUUUGACCCAACAGGCAAAUACUUUGCUACCGGGAGCGCUGAUGCGCUGGUCAGUCUUUGGAGUGUGGAUGAACUAGUCUGUGUAAGGUGUUUCUCCAGACUUGACUGGCCUGUGAGAACGUUGAGUUUUAGCCAUGAUGGAAAAAUGCUAGCAUCAGCUUCAGAGGACCACUUCAUUGACAUUGCAGAAGUGGAAACUGGUGAGAAGUUAUGGGAAGUACAGUGCGACUCACCUACUUUUACUGUAGCGUGGCAUCCGAAGCGACCACUCUUAGCUUUUGCUUGCGAUGAUAAAGAUGGCAAGUACGAUAGCAGUCGGGAAGCUGGAACAGUUAAGCUCUUUGGACUCCCUAAUGACUCCUAAUAUUAAACUACUGAAAGUGUGUGCAGCUGAAAUGUACACAUUAACAUCAUGCCAAAUACAGCAUAUAAAAACUGCAUUCAUUGUGGACCCAAAUGUAUGGAUUUCAUUUUUAGAUGACUCUUUGUAGAAAUGGAAUGUUAUUUUUAAUUUUUUUUUACACUUGUACUGUGUUUAAACUUCAGCCGAUGGAGAACUAGAAUACCAGCAUAUCUAAUUAAAGUGCGAAAAUAAUGCUUAAAAAUAUACUUUGACCAAUUUGGUAUGAAUGUAACCUCUGCAGGUUUUGUAUACUAUUCAGUAAAAAAUGUACAGCUGUUGAAAGUUAGGGUUAGUUCUUUGAUAUUUAUUCCACUUGGAAUUGCACUCACAAAAUGUCUAGUACAUGUUUUUAAUAUGUAAUUAAUUCAGUAGUUCCAUACUUCAUUUUGAAAUCCUUUUUGAUCCAACAAUGGAGAAAGGUAACUUCACAAAAAUGUAUGUACAGAUGGGGGUGGCCAUUUGACCCAUCUAACUUAUCAUUGAUUAAAAACCAAACCAUCAUAGUA